This is a messenger RNA of Salvelinus namaycush (lake trout), 2151 nucleotides long. RefSeq names its product GEM-interacting protein-like. The record is from RefSeq and is a predicted model, not a curated record. Gene Ontology annotation, cellular component: plasma membrane. Gene Ontology annotation, biological process: activation of GTPase activity; negative regulation of GTPase activity; signal transduction. The coding region runs from base 1 to 2151 and encodes 716 amino acids. NCBI's taxonomy places the organism in Eukaryota, Metazoa, Chordata, Actinopteri, Salmoniformes, Salmonidae. Gene Ontology annotation, molecular function: GTPase activator activity. The transcript has 15 exons.
AUGCUGAUGUACUCACUCUCAGCCCAGGAAGCAGACCUGGCUCUGUGUCGCUGUGAGGGAGGCGUGGAGCUGGCCCUGCAGUAUGCCAAGAUGUGGUGCCGCUACGCCAAGGACCUGCUGGCCUGGAUGGAAAAGAGAAUCAGCCUGGAGCAAGAGUUUGCCAAGAACAUCAUAAAGGCAGCAGAAACAGCUAAAUCCUGUGUGGCUCAGCAGGACAUGAUGCCUCUGCAGUACAUCUACACCAUGGCCCUGGAGCACGAUGUGAAGACCAGCCAGUCUACUAAACAGACAUCAGAACUGCUGCAGCAACGCUGCUACCAGGCCCUGGCAUCCAAGAAGAAUGAGAUUGAUAAGUGGCGCAGGGAGUUCAAGGAUCAGUGGUCCAGAGAACAGAGGAGGAUGAAUGAGGCGGUGGCGGCUCUGAAGAAGGCUCGUCAGCAGUACCUGCAGCGCAGCGAGGACCUGGAGAAGACCAAGGCUGUGACGGCCAAGGCCGGGGACGAGCUCACAGCGGGAAACAAGACCCUGGACAAGAGGAGGAAGUCACGUGACGACGCACAGUCAAAGGUGAUGGAGGCAGAGAUGCAGUACAGACAGUGUGUGUGUGAGGCCCAUGACCACCAGGACAAGCUGGAGAGCUUGAAGGAGAAAAUCAUAGUUCACACCCGCAAACUCAUCUGCCAGGGGGACACUGUGCUCAAGGAGGCCACAGUGAACAUGUUCUACUUCCAGCGUCAGCAGACGGAGCCGGUUCCCCUGGGCUACCACAACCUGGAGUUGACCUGCAGGCCGUGUGAACCCGGGGAGCCCUACCUGCUCUACAUCUUCAGGAAGAGAAGCCAAGAACAGCCCCUACAAACCUUCACCUUCCAGGAGUUUGUCCCUCCGAACAAGAGUGGCCGUCGUAAGACCAGCAACCCCAGCUCUCUGCAGGACUCCUUCUCCCUGCCUGAAGAAAGUCUAGUUAAACGAAAGGGCUACAGUGACAGUGAGAGCAUAGGAGGCAGUCUGGAGUCUCUGUCUAGCCCAGCCCAUGGCAACAGGAGGCUUCUUAAAGCCUCCUCCACAGGGACCAUGUCAUCAGACGACCUGGACGAGAGGGACAUGGGCACCGUCCUGGAAGGAGAUUGUGCGGACUCCACUCCAGAGGGGAACGGUACGGUGGGGAAGGUACGGACUACGUCCCGAGCCGCGCUGACGCACCGCUUCCGGAAGAUGAAGAGCAAGAUGGUGAAGUGCAAACAGUGUGACAACUACAUCGUGGUCAACGGCAUCGAGUGUGAGGAGUGUGGCGUGGCGGUCCACAGGAAGUGUCUGGAGGUGUUACAGCAUGAGUGUGAGAACAGGAAGGGCGUUCUGUUUGGCGUGGGUUUCUCCCUGUUGCCCCGGGACCGGCCUGACGAGGUGCCCUAUGUGGUCCAGCGCUGCACGGCCGAGAUAGAGAGCAGGGCCCUUACUCUACAGGGGGUGUAUCGUAUCAGUGGGUCGAAGCCUCGUAUCCAGAAGCUGUGUCAGGUCUUCGAGACCCAGGGGGACCAAGUCGACCUCUCUGACCUUUCGCCUCAUGACGUCACCUCGGUCCUCAAACACUUCUUCAAGGAGCUUCCAGAGCCGCUGUUGACCUUUGACCUGUACAAUGACUUCAUCGGGGUGGGCAAGGAGAUCCAGCGUCUCAGUGAGAGGGAGGCGGCAGCAGAGACUCCUGGGAUAGUGAAUGACCUCACAUAUAAUCUGAGAGACCUGCUGGAGAGACUGCCCCCAUACCGCUACUACACACUGCAGCAUAUGAUGCGUCACCUUCACAGAGUAUCAGAGAACUACGAGGAGAACAAGAUGUCUCCCAGUAACCUGGGCAUCGUGUUUGGUCCGACCCUGCUGCGCUCGCUGGUGUCUGUAGACGUGCCCAUGGUGGCCCUACUGGAGACCACCUACCAAGCCCUACUGGUGGAGUUCCUCAUCACACACCACCAACACAUCUUUGAUGCUCCACCUCCCGCCCCCACCACCCCCCUCCCCGACACCCCUCCCCGGGCGACGUGUUCAGGGGGGGCCCAGAAGACUGUUGCUGGGGUUGACCCUGGGUUUCAGGACCCCCCGACUGGAGGAGCCUCGUCCAAAGAACGCCCCCGUUCCCUAGAGUCGUGGCUGUGA